UAGUUUUUAGGCUCUGUUGUCAUCCGUGGGGUAACCAUCCUCUCACAACACUGUAACCGCUCCAUCUGGAGUGCACACAAUGGGGCUGUAAUGUCGCUUGCCAUCGGAGCAUCUUCUGAAGAGCACCGAGGCUGUGUAUGGAUCUAAUGAUGAUGAAAAAGAAGAAAUUCAAGUUCCGGGUGGAUUUCGAGCUUGAUGAGCUUUCGUCGGUGCCUUUUGUCAACGGGGUUCUCUUCUGUAAAGUCAGGCUGCUAGACGGCGGCUUCUCCGAGGAGUCUUCCCGAGAGCCUGUGCAGGCCAACUGUGUUCGAUGGAGGAAACAGUUUUCUUUCCCCUGCAAGAUGAGCGCCAACGCGGGGACCGGAGUCCUGGACCCCUGUGUUUGCCGCGUGUCUGUCAGAAAGGAGUUGAAAGGCGGAAAGACCUAUGCAAAGCUCGGUUUUGCAGAUUUGAAUUUAGCAGAGUUUGCGGGCUCAGGGAAUACAACCCGCAGAUGUUUGCUGGAAGGCUAUGACACCAAAAACACUCGCCAGGAUAACUCCAUUCUUAAGGUUAUCAUCGGUACACAGCUCAUGUCAGGUGAUCCCUGUUUUAAAACGCCUCCCUCCACUGCCACGGUGAUUGGGAUUCAAAGUGAUGGAGAGAGCCUGCUGGAGGAGAGGAGGGGAGGAGACUCGCAGAAAGGCUGCUCUGGGGAGAGUCGAGAAGGGAAAUGUCCCGUUGUGUCAGAAGAGCUGGGGGGCUGCGGCCACUCCCGAACAUCCAGCUACGCCAGCCAGCAGUCCAAACUCUCAGGCUACAGCACAAGUCACUCCCGCUCCUCCAGCAUGUCAGAGUUCACCCACAGGAGGAACCACUCAGUGGGCAGCGCCUCCACAGGUAUCGGCAGCCUCCCAGAGCCCAGCGAGGACAGGGAGGCCAGACCGUGUCCAGCUCUGCCGGAACAUCCAGACCCGACGGGAGUCGCUAGCGAUCCUCCCGGCACGCCGGUGCGAAGCGCCUUAUCCUCUGAACCUCUUAGCAGACACCCUGUCAAGCAGGACUCCAUGGAAUCCCAGCUAAAGCGGAUGGACGACACGCGGGUGGACGCUGACGACGUUGUGGAAAAGAUCCUACAGAGUCAGGACUUUACGCCCAACCUGCUGGACUCCAGCACUGAAGAAGAAGGCCUGCGUCUGUUCGUCGGCCCCGGAGGAAGUACGGCUCUCGGAAGCCACCGUCUUCCGACGCGGGUUGGUGCAGGAGCCUAUGAGCAAGUGGUAAUCAAGCGUUAGGCCUCACAUGACUGACAGCAAAUACAGUUUUUGGACAAGAAUAUUGGAAAUGAGCCCGUUUCCACUUUUCUGUCUUCAUUCCUGGCACAGUAGCAGCCAUGAUCGCUUCAAACUGGAAACGUUACAAUAGCGCCCUCCUGUGUUCACACCUGGAGCAUGUAGCUGAUCAACUGAGAUCUUGACACAUCAUGGGGGACUUGGAUUAUAUUCUUUAUGAACAUCCAGAAAGGCUUUUAUAUCCUUUGGCCUUUUUGUAACUGUCUGCUGUGUUCAGUUGUAAAAAGCGUCUUCUUUCGAACAGAAGCUGAACGUUAGUGAAAAGCAUUUCUUUGUGUAGCUGUGCGGUGAGAAGCUCUGUGUCUAUCAUCAGAAUGAACUGGUCUGCUCAAAGCAGCAGCUUUUAAAACAUUCCUUUGUCCCUGAAUUUUGGACUUCCUUUGUAAAGAUGUCUGCUUUAAAAUUCAGCUAAUAAGCUGUAGUGGUUUAAAUUUUUGACAGCUGUUUUCAAGGCGACAAUAUUUUAUUACAAAACUCAAAGACUUUGGUUAUUUGAUGUGGAAGGUUGACUUGUGUCCUUUUAUUUGCUUUUGCCGAUCAUUUUCAUCCUUGUAUCUUCAGUUAAGCUCCUACAUUGGUACUAGCAAAGAAAGAAGAAGACUAAUCAAAUAUAUUCCCUAUAGAUGUCCUAUUCUUAUACUUCUAAAGAAUUUAGUGUACCCGGCAUUUAGUGCACAAAUGAAUAUUAGAAUAAUAUUGCUAACACAAUAUUUAUUGUCAAACAGUCACAAAAAUGAGACCAAAAGCUAAAAAAUAAAAUAAUCCAAGUCAUGGAAACAAUUUUUUUGGACCAUUUCUGCCAACUAGAAAUCUGCAGUCAUGCAUGACCCAUUUUUUUAUUCCUUUUUUUUAACAACACAGUUAAUCACCUGAUAUAUUAGGGCACAUAUCUAUUUUAUUUGGCAUUCUGUGUCUGUGUUUUGCAGCUGUUAGAUGUCCCAGUGAUCAAGGAGAGUGAACAAACGAAAAGCCUUUAGGAUCCAUCCACAGUUGAACUUUUGUGAACUGCACAAAAAAACUUCAACUGUACUCUCACAAAUACUUUAUUACAUAUGUAUCAUUAAUCUUCACAUCAAGUGAACAAAAAUUCACCUUUUGUCAAGCUAUCGUGUAGUUUUACUGCUGCAAGAUAAGCGAUGUUCACUAGGCAGGUUGGAAACUGUAAUGCACAGUUUGCAUUUUCAGCUACUUGAGAUACAUUUAAAUGAUCCAUCGCAAAACAGCAGUUUCAUCUGGUUAAUAGUUCAGGAAAAUGCAUAAAGAGAAUUAGAGACGCAUAACUAGUGACAAACUGAAGCGCCAAUUGAAGUUUUCCGCCUCUCGUCUUUAGUUAUUGUAGAGGAAGUUCACAGCCUCGGCUAAGGAAACAUCUUAAAGUGUCUGUGACUGUCAGCGUGUGGCGGUUUUUGUUCACAUCUUCUGCAUGAUCGUCUUCUCUGUUCAAGUUAUGUUGUUUUUGUCCUUCAUUUUAACAAAGCUGGACAGAUUUGACUGCUUUUUUCCUAAUUCAAUGUUAUGCCAUCUCUAAACUCAUACCUGUGAUUGUUUUUUUUUGCUUAUUUCAUUGUGAAAAAGUUAAAAAUUGUUCUCUUGAAAAGUCGAUUUGAAUCCACAUUUUUAGAAUUUGUGCUUUCGGGGUCAUGUCAAAGGAUUUUUACCGUCAUUUUUUUUUUUUUUUUUAUUACUGACGCUGUGCCAUAUUUUACUGAAAGAUUCUUUUGUUUCUUUUCAUUAAAAUGUAUAAUUUUGUUUUUGCAAGUAAAUGACCAUUUGACUUAUAUUUUUUUUUAAUUUUGAGUUUUUUGAAAAAGGAAAAAAACGAUUGUUUUACCUGUGAGGCACAGGUAUGUUCAUCCUAGUACUUAACAUGUUGUUCCAAACAUGGUUGUGUUAUCUCUUCUGUGAAGCUGUUGUCUGAAUAAAACUGUAUUUCUGUGUAAAGUGACGUUGUGUGCUGUUGUGACACUCCCGAAUUGUCUCUGUUACAUGCUGGUUGUUUUGACCAACAUUUGCUUACAGUGUUACUGGAUGCCUAAACUGUCUCUGGCACUUAAAAUAAAAACAGUUUCAAAUGA
Molecule: messenger RNA, 3406 nt
Organism: Oryzias latipes (Japanese medaka)
Lineage: Eukaryota; Metazoa; Chordata; Actinopteri; Beloniformes; Adrianichthyidae
Gene: eeig2b
Product: family with sequence similarity 102 member Bb
Source: RefSeq, a predicted model, not a curated record